This is a messenger RNA of Acanthosepion pharaonis, 645 nucleotides long. The record is from the annotation of a GenBank genome assembly. Lineage: Eukaryota; Metazoa; Mollusca; Cephalopoda; Sepiida; Sepiidae.
AUGUACCGUGACAUGGAAGAAGAAUUUAAAGCCUUCGACUCAGAACUGGGUCAUAUCCAAAAUAAUCUGUUUCAACUGGCGCCAAUCGACACUGAGACAAUGCAAUCCAGUUUACUUAAAGUGGAAAGCCCCAUCGUCACCGACAGCGGUGGUAACAAGAAACUGGCCCUUCGUUUUGAUGUCAGCAAUUUCAAACCCGACGAAAUCGAAGUAAAAACCAAAGAGAAUGUUCUCUACGUUCACGCUAAACACGAAGAAAAUACGCCAGACAAGAAAGUGUUUAGGGAAUUCAGCAAACAGUAUAGCCUGCCGAAAAGUGUGGACCCUGCUAAACUCAAGUCGAUGUUAACUAAAGAUGGAGUUCUUCAUAUUGAAGCACCUGCACCCGAAGCGAUCGCUCCGAAACCAGAACCAGUCCCCCCCACUUUGCUCUCUCUCUCUCUCUCUCUCUUCCUCUCUCUCUCUCUCUCUCUCUCUGCUUGCUACAAAGAAGGACGUGUUUCUCUCUCGUGCUCUUUCUUCCUCUCUCUCUGUUUCCGCUUUCUAUCGCUUCUUCUUCUUUUUUCGCUUGCUUCUCACUUAUCCGCAAGAAUCAGUCCAGCUUAUCCACUGGUGACAGUCAAAAUUGUUUUUUUUUCUUUUUGA